AUGAGAAAAGACCUUCCUGAAGAGGAGGAGGAUCACCACCAACACCACCAACACCACCAACACCACCAACACCACCACCACCACCAACACCACCAACACCACCAACACCACCACCAACACCACCACCAACACCACCACCAACACCACCACCACUCAACAACAUCUCUUCACACAACACCAUCCACAAGACUCCACCCAUCUUAUUCUUCCUUAAAGGAUUUUAUUUUCAAAUCAUCAUCAUUCUCUCAGGAGGAUCGGAAUAAUCCUCCCAAAACACUUUAUCAAUAUUACAUGACACUACGAUUUUCUCUUCAUCAUUCACAUCAUUACUUGUAUGAUUUCUUUCAAUCUCAUUCCUAUUAUGAUUCACAUUUAAAAUCAUCUUUGAAUGAUUCAAGAAGAGUAAAAAUAGAUUCACCUCAUGUCCAUUCCAUCACUUGUCUUGAUUUGGAUAAAACCAAUGAAAAGAGAUUUCUACUAAGUUGUGGAAAUGAUCGAAUCAUUGCAUUGUAUGAUUGUUUACCAUCUAUUGUGAAUGGAUUUGAAUAUUAUGAACAUUUAAUCGAUGAGGAUGAGAAUAUGACUAAAAAAGGUAGAACGAUUCAAAAGAUUACCAAUAUCAAUUCCUCCAUCAAUUCCAACAAUACCAAUACUACUACUACCAAUAAUACCAAUUCCACCAAUACUUUCACCACUCAACAACCCAUCAUUAAACCCAUUCACACAAAAAGAUCACAACAAACACUUCAUUCAAGUUCUUUAACUGGUGUCAUGUGGUAUUCCAAUGAUUGUGGAAUGUUCUUUUCAUGUGGUAAAGAUCAUCUCUUAAAUGUAUGGGAUACAAGUACCAUGACUUGUGUCUCUUCUUUUGAUUGUCAGAGUAGUAUUUAUUCGAUGGAUAUGUACAAUAAUAGUCAUGGUGGUCAUGGUAGUAGUGGUCCUACAACACUCAUUGCAUGUGCCUUAGAAGAUCACUCCAUUCGUCUCUGUGAUUUAAAUUCAGGUGCUAAUAUUCAACAAUUUAUUGGACAUUCUUCAAAAGUGAGAUGUGUGAAAUGGUCACCACAUUCUGAAUAUCUCUUUGCAAGUGCAAGUAAUGAUGGUACAAUUCGAUUAUGGGACAUUCGAACCUCAGGAUGGUUAUUAUGUAUGGAUCAAUUUUAUACAAUGAAAAGUAGUCUUUCAAAAAAGAAGAUUUCUGUAGCGAGUGGUCAAAGUGGUGGUGGUACAAGUGGUGGUAGUAGAAAUAGUAUUGGUGGUACAAGUGGUACUGCCAGUGUGAGUGCUAGUGGUGGCAGUGAUACAAAAAAAGAAAUUAACAAAACCACCACUCACAAUAUUAAAUUUUCACCUGCCAAAGCCUAUAAUUAUGCCAAUAUCAAAGUGCCAUUGGCUCACAAUGAUCACAUCAAUUCACUUUGCUUUGCACAUGAUGGACAAUAUUUAUUUAGUUCAUCCAAUGAUCGAAGAAUGAUGAAAUGGGUUACACAAACAGGAAUGAAUACUCAAUUUAAUUGUAAAGUACAUAAUGAUAUCUCAAGUUCACAAUCCUGUCAAUUGAUGUGUCAUGGUGGAAAAUAUUCAAAAUUAAUAUUUCAUGCAGCGGAGAGUUUUGUUGAAAUGUUUCAUCAAGAGAGUGGUGAAAAGAUAAUUCCCAAAGUGCAUGACUCUUCAUCACAUUAUGGUAAAAUAUUGAGUAUGUGUUUUGAUGAGACUCGACAAGUAUUAUAUACGGCAGGAACUGAUUUUGCAAUUUCCAUUUUAGAUACCAAUUAUGGUAUGUUUGCAAGUCCAGAAGAACAAGUCACCAUUCAUCACGAUAUGGAUGAUUGGAGUGACUAG
Molecule: messenger RNA, 1842 nt
Organism: Naegleria fowleri
Lineage: Eukaryota; Heterolobosea; Eutetramitea; Acrasida; Naegleriidae
Exons: 1
Coding region: 1-1842 (613 amino acids)
Biological process (GO): transcription-coupled nucleotide-excision repair; proteasome-mediated ubiquitin-dependent protein catabolic process; protein polyubiquitination
Cellular component (GO): nucleotide-excision repair complex; Cul4A-RING E3 ubiquitin ligase complex
Molecular function (GO): protein binding
Source: RefSeq, a predicted model, not a curated record